AACUAAAUGGUGGGUAUUUUACAGUAAGAGCAGUACCGCAGUCCUAUUGAGUGAAAUUAACGGUAACUAAUAACGACGCGAGUGAUUGAUGUUUUGCCUAUUUUGGAUUAUAAAAAAUUUGAUAAUUUUAUGUUGUAGUCAGGCUCGAGGUAAGAUAAAAUAAAGGCAAAUAUUGCUUAAUUAUUUCGAAAAAAAAAGCUAAUCCUUGGCAUUGGGGUUUGUAAAUAAUUUACGCUCACAUUAUUGGGAGAUUACUGUUGACUUUCUGUGAAAAACUGAAAAAUGUUAAAUUUGAUUCUUUCACCGGCUUCAAGAAGUAUUCAUUCAAGAUCCUAUAGAUCCACCUUUAAAAAUUUUAUCUACGUCAACAAAUAUUAAGUUAAUAGAAGUAAUUGAUAAUUGCUAAAAGUUUUUUCGAUGUUUUUCGAGAAAAUUUUCACUGAUAAUUUCUGGAACAAGUUUGCGGAUACACUAAAACCAAUAAACCACAUAGGAGAGUUACAAACAAUCUCACAAACAAACAAAGGAACCUGCAUACAGAUGAAGAUCAAACAGGUGACAAAUUUCUUCUCCGCACUCGGUCGUAAAAAAAGAAACGAUGGGGAAGGAAGCAGUCCUUUAGCUAGAGUUUUAACACUUGUGGAUUUGACUGCGUUAGGCGUUGGGUCUACUUUAGGGUUAGGAGUCUACGUUCUCGCCGGAUCUGUUGCAAAAACUGUAGCUGGUCCUGCCGUUUGUAUUUCGUUUCUAGUGGCAGCUGUAGCGUCUGCAGUUGCAGGUUUGUGUUAUGCAGAAUUUGCCGCGAGAGUACCGAAAGCCGGAUCAGCUUACGUUUAUAGUUAUGUUAGUGUUGGAGAAUUUGUAGCAUUCGUUAUUGGCUGGAACCUUAUUUUAGAAUAUGUGAUCGGUACGGCAAGUGUGGCACGUGGAAUGAGUAGUUAUUUAGACGCACUGGUAGACAAAAAAAUCAAAAAUCAACUAACAGAAUGGAUGCCUAUAGAUAUUUCGUUUUUAUCUCCCUACCCAGACUUUUUAUCGUUUAUUUUUGUUAUGGUAUUAACAGGUCUUCUUGCUUUCGGAGUGAAGGAAUCUUCAAGUUUCAAUAAUUUUUUCACGAUAAUAAACUUGGUUACGAUAUGUAUAGCUAUAGUGGCAGGAUCAAUAAAUGCUGAUGUAAAAAAUUGGCAGAUUGAUACGAAUACUCUAUCACCAGCAGAUAAAGAAGUUGCCGGGGCAGGAGGCUUUAUACCAUUCGGAGUUGCGGGUAUAAUGGCCGGAGCAGCCAAAUGUUUUUAUGGUUUUGUUGGUUUUGACGCCGUCGCUACAACCGGAGAAGAAGCUAAGAAUCCUCAAAGAGAUAUUCCUUUAGCAAUUGUGAUAUCAUUAUCAAUUAUAUUUGGCGCGUAUUUUGCUAUUUCCACAGUUUUAACAAUGACUUGGCCGUAUUAUCUACAGGAUGCUGAAGCUCCUUUUCCUUAUGUGUUCGAUCAAAUAGGAUGGACUUCAAUUAAAUGGAUCGUAACGAUUGGUGCCAUUUUUGCUUUAUGUACUAGUAUGUUAGGAGCAAUGUUUCCCUUACCAAGAGUUAUAUAUGCAAUGGCUAACGAUGGUGUUAUCUACAAAGUUUUAUCGAAAGUAGAUUCUCGAACGCAAACACCAAUUAUUGCUACGGUUUUAUCGGGACUUUUUUCAGGGAUAAUGGCAAUUUUAUUUGAUCUAGAUCAGUUGAUUGAUAUGAUGUCAAUAGGAACACUUAUGGCAUACACCAUAGUAGCUGUGUCUGUAUUGUUAUUAAGGUAUCAACCAAUUGAGAAAAGCAAGUAUCCCGGUUUGGAAACGAAUGAAAAAAUUGAAAGUAUCGAAAAUUACAUGAUGAAGAACUUGAAAAAUCUGUUUAAUCUACAUAACAUAAAGUAUCCCACAAAGGAAUCAUCAAUUAUAGUAAAUUGGAGUAUAGCUUUAUUCAGCAUAUUUACUGCUUUAUUUUGUGCUACAGUAGCAAAUGGAAGAAAACUUGUUUUUACAGAGCCUCUUUAUAUUCUGGCUUUUAUUAUUACUAUUAUUGGGAUGGCAGUAUUAAUGGUGAUUAUGAUUAGACAACCUGUAGCUGAUGAAAAGCUAUCAUUUAAAGUUCCUUUAGUUCCAUAUGUUCCUUGUCUAAGCGUAGUCUUUAAUUUAUAUUUGAUGUUCGAACUUGAUUUAAACACAUGGAUACGAUUUUUAGCGUGGCUAGCGAUCGGUUUCGUAAUAUACUUUACCUAUGGUAUACAACAUAGUGAGGAAGGUCGAUUUAUCAAAGAAAAACGAGAAGGGAAAGGAGCACAAGAAAAGGAAGUAACGACCUUUUAAGGAAAACAAACGGUUAAAGCGGUGUACAAAGUCAAACUAAAAGAAUAUUUGACUAUAACUAUAGAAAAUCUAACGUUUAUAAUAAUACAAUGAAAACGAGGGGAGAUUUACUUUUGUAUUCUCUUUAAAUCUUUUGGGAUGAUUUCCGGAUGAUAAAAACCUGUGUACUAAAGUAAUAUCCAAAUUAUCUUCAUCCACUACAAUUAUCAAUAGAAAAUAGAAAGUUCAAUUAUUUAUAUGAUAUAUAUUGAGAGAUAUUUAGGCAGUGAGGAUAGUAUUUGAAUUAGACGACGUAAAAACUUUAAAAUUUCACUGCAAAAUACGUAAGACGAAAAUAUAUUCAUACCUGCCAGCAGCCUAUCUAGGUUUACUAACCCCUGUACUUGAUUUAGUUCCACGGCAAACCCGCUUUAGCUAGUUUCGCGAUUCAGCAUUGAGAAAGAUGAUAAUGGUUAGCGAGUUGUUUUACUACCAUACAAAACAAAAUUAGGUGAAUUAGCAACGAAAAUGUACAAAAGUUGAAAGGAAAUUGGCCCACUUUUUAUAAAUCGGAACAUUUUUUUAAAUUUAAAUAUUUCUUUUUGGUAAUUUUAUACUUUAGCUUUCUUUAGAUUUCUUGAGAUAAUUAAAAACAUCGAUUUUUUUGCCUAAUCCUACUUACGAACGUGGAGCAUGAUCUUUAUUUACCUACUCCACAUUUAGAGUUAAUUAAAGGCUCAAUACUGUACAAUGAGGAAAAAAUGCACAACCAUUUGCCAAUUCAAAUCAAAUCUAUAACAUCUUUUUCCAUAUUUCGUAAGAAUUUAAGGGCAUAUAUGCUGGAAAGUGCUUUCUACUCUGUAAAGACUAGUAUUCUAACACAAAUAUUUAAUUGUGAGCAUUCAAACAAAUUAAUCGUUAUAGAUAAACCGUACUUUAACGCUUGGAUUAAGCUGCACAAAAUUUUGCGGCUUUACAUGAAGGUACACAGUCUCCGUAUGCAGUGUCUGUUCCUGUUUCAUUCGCGUAAAGAUAUUACAUAUCAAAAACAAAUAUUUAAUGACAGAUCUAUACUCAAUUUUUUCCAUUUUCAAAAAAAUUACCAUCUCUUCUUUGCAUUGCUGUAUCUAUGUGUUCACAAUAUAUUUUUUCCAGUUUAUCAUUAUUACCAUCUAUUACAUAAAUCAUUCUUAAAAACCAGUUUUUAUUAUUAAACGGAUCUUUUUGAUUUGGUACCUCCAGAAAUGUGUGUUUUAUAAACAGAGAAUAACUUGAAUUAUGUGGAUCUGUUGAUGAUUGUGUUAUUUGACCAUGCUAACUGAAAACCUUCCGGAUUAGCUUGAAAGUUGAAUAGCAGUUAGUGCUGAAAAAAAAAUGUCGAUAGCUAUGUAUAUAUGUGACCUCUAUGAAGAGUAAGGAGUAGGUGAUUAUGAAAAACAGAAAAGAUAAUUAAAUCAUUUUAAAAAUGAUUUUGUUCUUUUUUCCAAUAAAAAAUAUAUUUAAGCAAAUGCUGUAUUCGUAAAUAUCAAAUAAGUUAUUUGAAUUUCAUUUACUGGGCUAUGACAAAUUUUAAUUAGUUAGUUUGUCACUAGAACAUUAUUUUGUGAUAGCACCUAUUUCUAUAUUACAAUUUUAGGAGAUCUGUGAUUUAAUUUUAUUAUGAUAUUUCAAAUCAGCAAUUAUAAUCUUUAGUAAGCUAUAAAUAGGAAAUUUAGGUACACAAAAUAAUAACUGUUAUUAUAACAUUUUAGUAUUCCAUAGAUUUUCAUAAAUUUUGGUAUUUAAAUAAUUUUUGUUACAAAAUAGACCAAGUAACAUUAAUGGAACAAUGUCUUUUCCAGUAACACGAUUUUUAUAAUAAAAAAAAAUAAAAACUUUUUAAGAAUUGUUUUUUUUUUAUUACAUUCAAAACCUUGUAAUAAAAUUAUAU
Molecule: messenger RNA, 4258 nt
Organism: Diorhabda sublineata
Lineage: Eukaryota; Metazoa; Arthropoda; Insecta; Coleoptera; Chrysomelidae
Product: cationic amino acid transporter 2-like
Exons: 12
Coding region: 418-2349 (643 amino acids)
Biological process (GO): transmembrane transport; amino acid transport
Cellular component (GO): plasma membrane
Molecular function (GO): amino acid transmembrane transporter activity
Source: RefSeq, a predicted model, not a curated record